AUGGACAGGAGGUACGAACCGUCAACUAACUCUUACUAUAAUAAUGGUGGUGUGAUACAUUUUAUUGAGACACUGUUUGUCCUGUAAUCAGAAAUCUUAAAAAUCAGCAGUCAAAGUAAUUAACCUGAGGUUCAGGUCAUUGAGUAAUGUCAUUCUCCUUUAUCUCUGCAGCUGACUCUGUGGAUCAAUGAGAAGAUGCUGACAGCUCAGGACAUGUCGUAUGACGAGGCCAGGAACCUCCACAGCAAGUGGCAGAAACACCAGGCCUUCAUGGCUGAGCUGGCCUCCAACAAGGACUGGCUGGACAAGAUCGACAAGGUACAGUAUGACUAUGAAGGAUUAAAUAGUCAAGUCAGGAAGAGUGGAAAAAUAAAUCAGAAAAGGUGUGUGUACCUAUAUUUUACUCUGACCCUCUCUCCCCUCUCCCCCAUUAGGAGGGCCAAGUGCUGGUGACAGAGAAGCCGGAGCUGCAGCCUGUUGUCCAACAGACUCUUGAAGGCCUGCAGAGCCAGUGGGAAGAGCUAGAGAGCACUACGCGCACCAAGGCACAGUGCCUCUUCGAUGCCAACAGGGCGGAGCUCUUCACCCAGAGCUGCUCUGCCCUGGACGUGUGGCUGAAGAACCUGUCAGGACAGCUGCAGAGCGACGACUUCGGAAAGGAUCUGACCUCCGUCAACAUCCUGCUCAAGAAGCACCAGGUGGGUGACAUUACACUGUCCAAUCCAAGCACCAUCUUUACCACUUCAAGUUCUCAGUUGUCAUACUCCUUUGUGACUAUUUGAAUGGAUAAGUGUCACUUCAAUAUCUAAAUAAAAGAGGGUAAUAACAAACAUGCUCUCCUCCUUCUCCCCGGGUCUCUGUGUAGAUGCUGGAGCACCAGAUGGAGGUACGUGAGAAGGAGGUGCAGUCGCUGCAGUCCCAGGCCCUGGCGCUGUCCCAGGAGGAUGCUGGUGUGGCUGUGGUGGAGGUGGACGGCCAGCAGAGGAGAGUCACCGACAGCUUCUCCCAGCUCCAGGACCCCCUCAACCAGAGGAGGCAGCAACUGCUCGCAUCCAAGGAGGCCCACCAGUUCAACAGAGACCUGGAGGAUGAGAUUGUGAGUGGGAUCACCUGACUGAGAUUUUAAUACAGAAUCAUCAUGUGUGUCGUAUGCACAGUUUCCUCCUGUUUGUAAUUCUUGUUUACUUUCUUCUGUCACUUAGCUGUGGGUGAAGGAGAGGAUGCCCCUGGCCACCUCCACAGACCAUGGCAAGGACCUGCCCAGUGUGCAGCUGCUCAUCAAGAAGAACCAGGUGCACAGAUGAGGGAGGAAGUCUGGACUUUUAUCAGAGCGAAAGGACAGUGGGAGGAAAUAAUGAACAUUAGAGAGGAGGUGUUGCAUUUGGCUAAACCUUUGUUUUGUCUCCCAGACUUUGCAGAAGGAGAUCCAGGGCCACCAGCCCCGUAUUGAUGACAUCCAGACCCACCGCCGGGGGAUGUCCCCAGGGCAGGAGGAGGUGGACGGGGAGUGGCAGUCUGCUCUGGAGCGCCGUCUGGUGGAGCUCCGGGACUCCUGGGCCCAGCUCAUCGCUGAGACAGAUGAGCGCCACGCCCGGCUAGUGGAAGCUAACCGUGCCCAGCAGUUCUACACCGACGCUGCCGAGGCCGAGGCCUGGAUGGGAGAGCAGGAGCUACACAUGAUGUCAGAGGACAAGGCCAAGGUGAGUGGAGAGACGGGCUGUAGCAAAGAGCUAUCUGUGUUAAUGAUGAUGCUAAUGAUGUCCAUUCUGCACACUCGAGUGCUUUGUUUAUCCUUUGCUUAAUGAUGCUGACUCCAUAUCUGUGAUGUGUGUGUGUGUGUGUGUGUGUGUGUGUGUGUGUGUGUGUGAUGUGUGUGACGCAGGAUGAGCAGAGUGCUCUGGUGAUGGUGAAGAAGCACCAGACGCUAGAACAGGCCCUGGAGGACUACGCCCAGACCAUCCACCAGCUGGCCAACAGCAGCCGCACCAUGAUGACCAGCGAACACCCAGAGAGGUGAGAGAACCCAACAGGUUAAUAAUGUAGGGAUGGGCCAGUAACCAAGUAAGCAUUGGGCCAGUAACCAAGUAAGCAUUGGGCCAGUAACCAAGUAAGCAUUGGGCCAGUAACCAAGUAAGCAUUGGGCCAGUAACCAAGUAAGCGUUGGGCCAGUAACCAAGUAAGCAUUGGGCCAGUAACCAAGUAAGCAUUGGGCCAGUAACCAAGUAAGCGUUGGGCCAGUAACCAAGUAAGCGUUGGGCCAGUAACCAAGUAAGCGUUGGGCCAGUAACCAAGUAAGCGUUGGGCCAGUAACCAAGUAAGCAUUGGGCCAGUAACCAAGUAAGCGUUGGGCCAGUAACCAAGUAAGCGUUGGGCCAGUAACCAAGUAAGCGUUGGGCCAGUAACCAAGUAAGCGUUGGGCCAGUAACCAAGUAAGCGUUGGGCCAGUAAACGAAAGGUUGCUAGUUCAAAUACCCGAGCCGACAAGCUGAAAAAUCUGUCUGUGCCCUUGAGCAAGGCACUUAAUUCUCAUUUUCUCCUAUGGCUGACCCUGUAAAACAACGCAUUUCACUGCACAUAUCCAGUGUAUGUGACAAUAAAAUAAAACAGCUUUAAAAGCUGAAUACGUAAAGCUAAUACUUUACAAUAUGAUUUAACUACGGUCACAAUGUCCCUGUCAUUACAACUGGCCUGACUCGCUUUCUCUCUCUUAUUCCCCACUAUUAUUAGCGAGCGUAUCAACCUACGGCAAGCACAGGUGGACAAGCUGUACGCAGGGCUGAAGGACCUGGCUGAGGAGCGUCGUGGGCGUCUGCAGGAGAGGCUGAGGCUGACCCAGCUGAAGAGAGAGGUGGACGACCUGGAGCAGUGGAUUGCUGAGAGGGAGGUGGUGGCUGGAUCCCAUGAGCUAGGACAGGACUACGAACAUGUCACAGUGAGUAACACUUUGGUUACACUUUUGGAUAGUCCAUCUGUAGAUGCUCUACAGACUAUCUACAGACUGUCAGUAACAUUUCAACUAACUAUCUACUAGCCCUAACCCUGAACUUAACCCUUAUCCUAACCCCAGUGCUAACCUUAACCCUAACCCUUAUUCUAAACCUAACCGUAACCUUAGCAAGUAGUUGCUUAUCAACAGAUGGUUUGUUGUAUGAUAGUAUGACUUUAUUUGGACAGUCCAUCUGUAGAUGCUCUACAGAUGGACUAUCCGGACUGUCCAAAUAAAGUGUGAUCUUCAACUACUUAGUAACACAUAAACACAGACUUAGAAACACAACACACACAGGCACUGAUUGCUCACCAACAACCCUUUUUUCUUUGUCAGUUACCUUCAAGAAGUAUGAUGAUGGUCAUCCAUAAUUAAUCCCCCCUCCUCUCCUCUCAGAUGCUGCGGGACAAGUUCCGGGAGUUUGCUCGGGACACCAGCACCAUCGGCCAGGAGCGCGUGGACGCCGUUAACGGUCAGGCCGAUGACCUCAUCGAGUCGGGUCACCCUGAGAAUGCCAGCGUGGCAGAGUGGAAGGACGGGCUGAACGAGGCGUGGGCCGACCUGCUGGAGCUGAUCGACACACGCACCCAGAUGCUGGCCGCCUCCUACGAGCUGCACCGCUUCCACCAGGACGCCCGCGAGGCCAUGGGGAGGGUCAGGGAGAAGAAGGAGGCUCUGCCAUCUGACCUGGGCCGUGACCUCAACACCGUCCAGCACCUCCACCGACAGCACAAUGCCUACGAGCAUGACAUCCAGGCCCUCAGCGGGCAGGUAGGCUGCUGCUCUUAACUCCUGACUGCACAAUGGAUUUCCCUUCAGGGACAAUAAAGAAAUUGCAUUGAAUUGAAUUAAUGUUGCACCAUACCACAAGAGUACAGGGAUACUUACAGGAACACCAGUGGGAGAAAUAACACACACUCUGUCAUUACACACUCUGCACAAACUCAAAUAUUAGAUUUAAUGCAGUGCAGGUGUUUUUUUUUAAUGCAGUACAGGAUAUUAGCAAUUUGUCAGAGCACAUGAAGUGGCAGGUUAAUGGUUUUUAAGAUCCCGUCUGCCCCCUCCCUCUCCCUCCUCAGGUGAAUCAGGUGCAGGAUGACGCAGCGCGGCUGCAGAAGGCCUAUGCUGGGGAGAAGGCUGAGGAGAUCCAGCGGAGCGAGCACUCUGUCACUGAGGCCUGGGAGGGUCUGCUGGGGGCCAGCCAGGCUCGCAGACACCUUCUGCUGGACACCGUGGAGAAGUUCCGCUUCUUCAACAUGGUGCGUGACCUCAUGCUGUGGAUGGACGGGGUCAACCUGCAGAUCGAUGCCCACGACAGCCCCAGGUCAGACCUGAUCAUUGUUGUUCUCCAAUGUUGGUUGUGUUAAGGUCAAUAGUUAGGGCGCCUAUAUGAAGUCCCUUUUACCACUGUAUUCCGCUCUCCCUCCCCAUCCUCUCUCUCUCAGGGAUGUGUCCUCUGCGGGGCUUGUCAUAGCCAACCAUCAGGACAUCAAGUCCGAGAUCGAGACCCGGGGAGACAGCUUCACCGCCUGCAAUGAGAUGGGACACUCUCUCGUCAAGAACAACCACUAUGCAUCUGAUGAGGUAUGGGCUUGGGCAUGUCACCGUUACACCACAUACAGUACAGAACACACUCCCGUCAAUUCACACACUAUAGUAUUUAGUCAAGGGAUUGGGACAAAAGCCAUUGUCAAAGUUGUGUUUAUGCAAUGUGUGAGUGGUGUUUGCAUUGUACCUCAGUGUGUAUUGUGUAGCUUGUUCAUGUGAUGUUAUUGACCUGCCUCCCUCAGAUCCGGGAGAAACUGGACCAGCUCCAAGGCAAGAGGGACGAGAUCAACAACAAGUGGCAGGACAAGAUGGACCACCUUAUGAUAGGCAUGUGGACUUCAGGCUGUGGUGGUGUUGUUUCUUCAUUUGUUUGUGUUUGUAUUACAUUUUUAAUGUUUUACAUUUUAGUCAUUUAGCAGACGCUCUUAUCCAGAGUGACUUACAAUUUGUAUGUUUUAGCAUGUGUGUUAGGUUGUGUUUUAGCAUGUGUGUUAUGGUGUGUUUUAGCAUGUGUGUUAGGUUGUGUUUUACCAUGUGUGUUAGGGUGUGUUUUAGCUUGUGUGUUAGGGUGUGUUUUAGCAUAUGUGUUAGGUUGUGUUUUAGCAUGUGUGUUAGGGUGUGUUUUAGCAUGUGUGUUAGGGUGUGUUUUAGCAUGUGUGUUAGGGUAUGUGUUUGCAUGUGUGUUAGGGUGUGUUUUAGCAUGUAUGUUAGGGUGUGUUUUAGCAUGUGUGUUAGGGUGUGUUAGGGUGUGUUUUAGCAUGUGUGUGUUUGCAUGUGUGUUAGGGUGUGUUUUAGCAUGUGUGUGUUAGGGUGUGUUUUAGCAUGUGGGUUAGGGUGUGUUUUAGCAUGUGGGUUAGGGUGUGUUUUAGCAUGUGUGUUAGGGUGUGUUUUAGCAUGUGUGUUAGGGUGUGUUUUAGCAUGUGUGUUAGGGUGUGUUUUAGCAUGUGUGUUAGGGUGUGUUUUAGCAUGUGUGUUAGGGUGUGUUUUAGCAUGUGUGUUAGGGUGUGUUUUAGCAUGUGUGUUAGGGUGUGUUUUAGCAUGUGUGUGUUUGCAUGUGUGUUAGGGUGUGUUUUAGCAUGUGUGUUAGGGUGUGUUUUAGCAUGUGUGUUAGGGUGUGUUUUAGCAUGUGUGUUUUAGCAUGUGUGUUAAGGUCUGUUUUAGCAUGUGUGUUAGGGUGUGUUUUAGCAUGUGUGUUAGGGUGUGUGUUUGCAUGUGUGUUAGGGUGUGUUUUAGCAUGUGUGUUAGGGUGUGUUUUAGCAUGUGUGUUAGGUGUGUUUUAGCAUGUGUGUUAGGGUGUGUUUUAGCAUGUGUGUUAGGGUGUGUUUUAGCAUGUGGUGUGUUUGCAUGUGUGUUAGGGUUGUGUUUUUAGCAUGUGUGUUAGGUGUGUGUUUUAGCAUGUGUGUUAGGGUGUGUUUUAGCAUGUGUGUUAGGGUGUGUUUUAGCAUGUGUGUUAGGGUGUGUUUUAGCAUGUGUGUUAGGUUGUGUUUUACCAUGUGGUGUUAGGGUGUGUUUUAGCUUGUGUGUUAGGGUGUGUUUUAGCAUAGUGUUUAGGUGUGUGUUUUUAGCAGUGUGUGUGUAGGGUGUGUUUUAGCAUGUGUGUGGUGUGUUUAGGGUGGUGUUUUAGCAUGUGUGUUAGGUAGUGUGUUGCAAUGUGUGUUAGGGGUGGUUUUAGCAUGUAGUGUUAGGGUGUGUUUUAGCAUGUGUGUUAGGGUGUGUUAGGUGUGUUUUAGCAGUGUGUUGUGUUUGCAUGUGUGUUAGGGUGUGUUUUAGCAUGUGUGUGUUUAGGUGGGUGUGUUUUAGCAUGUGGUUAGGGUGUGUUUUAGCAUGUGGGUUAGGGUGUGUUUUAGCAUGUGUGUUAGGGUGUGUUUUAGCAUGUGUGUUAGGGUGUGUUUUAGCAUGUGUGUUAGGGUGUGUUUUAGCAUGUGUGUUAGGGUGUGUUUUAGCAUGUGUGUUUAGGGUGUGUUUUAGCAUGUGGUGUUAGGGUGUGGUUUUAGCAUGUGUGUUAGGGUGUGUUUUAGCAUGUGUGUGUUUGCAUGUGUGUUAGGGUGUGUUUUAGCAUGUGUGUUAGGGUGUGUUUUAGCAUGUGUGUUAGGGUGUGUUUUAGCAUGUGUGUUUUAGCAUGUGUGUUAAGGUCUGUUUUAGCAUGUGUGUUAGGGUGUGUUUUAGCAUGUGUGUUAGGGUGUGUUUUAGCAUGUGUGUUAGGGUGUGUGUUUGCAUGUGUGUUAGGGUGUGUUUUAGCAUGUGUGUUAGGGUGUGUUUUAGCAUGUGUGUUAGGGUGUGUUUUAGCAUGUGUGUUUUAGCAUGUGUGUUAAGGUCUGUUUUAGCAUGUUGUUAGGGGGUGUUUUAGCAUGUGUGUUAGGGUGUGUUUUAGCAUGUGUGUUAGGGUGUGUGUUUGCAAUGUGUGUUAGGGUGUGGUUUUAGCAUGUGUGUUAGGGUUGUGUUUAGCAUGUGUGUUAGGGUGUGUUUUAGCAUGUGUGUUAGGGUGUGUUUUAGCAUGUGUGUUAGGGUGUGUUUUAGCAUGUGUGUGUUUGCAUGUGUGUUAGGGUGUGUUUUAGCAUGUGUGUUAGGGUGUGUUUUAGCAUGUGUGUUAGGGUGUGUUUUAGCAUGUGUGUUAGGGUGUGUUUUAGCAUGUGUGUUAGGGUGUGUUUUAGUAUGUGUGUUAAGGUCUGUUUUAGCAUGUGUGUUAGGGUGUGUGUUUGCAUGUGUGUUAGGGUAUGUUUUAGCAUGUGUGUUAGAGUGUGUGUUUGCAUGUGUUUUAGUAUCUUUUAGCGUGUGUGUUAGGGUGUGUGUUUGUGCGUGAUCCUUUCAUGGUUACUCAUUAUUUUCUCCUGUCUCAGUUCUGGAGGUGCUGCAGUUCGGCCGGGAUGCGUACGUGGCUGAGACAUGGCUGGCAGGCCAGGAGCCCCUGGUGCGGGGGGCCGAGCUGGGCUCUAACGUGGACGAGGUGGAGAGCCUGAUCAAACGCCACGAGGCCUUCGAGAAGCUAGCCGCCGGCUGGGAGGAGCGCUUCACCCUACUGGAGAAACUCACUACGGUGAGAGGAGGGGGGACAGGGGGACAGGGGGUGGGGGGCAGGAGGGAGGAGGAGAACAGAGGGCAAGGACUGGAGGGAGGAGGGGGACAGGGGGCAGGACUGGAGGGAGGGAGGAGGGGGACAGGGGGAAGGACUGGAGGGAGGAGGGGGGACAGGGGGCAGGACUGGAGGGAGAAGGGGGACAGGGGGCAGGACUGGAGGGGGACAGGGGGAAGGACAGGAGGGGGACAGGGGGCAGGACUGGGGGGAGAAGGGGAACAGGGGGGCAGGACUGGAGGGAGGAGGGGGACAGGGGGCAGGACUGGAGGGAGAAGGGGGACAGGGGGCAGGACUGAAGGAGGAGGGGGACAGGGGGGCAGGACUGGAGGGAGAAGGGGGACAGGGGCCCAGGACUGUAGGGAGAAGGGGGACAGGGGGCAGGACUGGAGGGAGGAGGGGGACAGGGGGCAGGACUGGAGGAGGAGGGGGACAGGGGGCAGGACUGGAGGGAGGAGGGGGACAGGGGGGCAGGACUGGAGGGGGACAGGGGGCAGGAAUGUAGGGAGGAGGGGGACAGGGGUUAGGACUGGAGGGAGGAGGGGGGCAGGACUGGAGGGAGGAGGGGGACAGGGGGCCAGGACUGGAGGGAGGAGGGGGACAGGGGGCAGGACUGGAGGGAGGAGGGGGACAGGGGCAGGACUGGAGGGAGGAGGGGGACAGGGGGAAGGACUGGAGGGAGGAGGGGGACAGGGGGCAGGACUGGAGGGAGGAGGGGGACAGGGGCCAGGACUGGAGGGAGAAGGGGGACAGGGGCCAGGACUGUAGGGAGAAGGGGGACAGGGGGCAGGACUGGAGGGAGGAGGGGGACAGGGGGGCAGGACUGGAGGGAGGAGGGGGGACAGGGGGAAGGACUGGAGGGAGGAGGGGGACAGGGGGCAGGACUGGGGGGAGGAGGGGAACGGGGGCAGGACUGGAGGGAGGAGGGGGGACAGGGGGCAGGACUGGAGGGAGGAGGGGGACAGGGGGCAGGACUGGAGGGGGGACAGGGGGAAGGACUGGAGGGAGGAGGGGGACAGGGGGCAGGACUGGGGGGAGGAGGGGGAACAGGGGGCAGGACUGGAGGGAGGAGGGGGACAGGGGGCAGGGACUGGAGGGAGGAGGGGGACAGGGGGCAGGACUGGAGGGGGGACAGGGGGCAGGAAUGUAGGGAGGAGGGGGACAGGGGUUAGGACUGGAGGGAGGAGGGGGGCAGGACUGGAGGGAGGAGGGGGACAGGGGGGCAGGACUGGAGGGAGAAGGGGGACAGGGGGCAGGACUGGAGGGAGAAGGGGGACAGGGGGCAGGACUGGAGGGAGAAGGGGGACAGGGGGCAGGACUGGAGGGAGGAGGGGGACAGGGGGCAGGACUGGAGGGAGGAGGGGGACAGGGGGGCAGGACUGGAGGGAGAAGGGGGACAGGGGGCAGGACUGGAGGGAGGAGGGGGACAGGGGGCAGGACUGGAGGGAGAAGGGGGGACAGGGGGCAGGACUGGAGGGAGAAGGGGGACAGGGGGCAGGACUGGAGGGAGAAGGGGGACAGGGGGCAGGACUGGAGGGAGGAGGGGGACAGGGGGCAGGACUGGAGGGAGGAGGGGGGCAGGACUGGAGGGAGGAGGGGGUCAGGGGGCAGGACUGGAGGGGGACAGGGGGCAGGACUGUAGGGAGGAGGGGGACAGGGGGCAGGACUGGAGGGAGGAGGGGGACUGGGGGCAGGACUGGAGGGAGGAGGGGGACAGGGGGCAGGACUGGAGGGAGGAGGGGGACAGGGGGCAGGACGGGAGGGAGGAGGGGGACAGGGGGCAGGACUGGAGGGAGAAGGGGGACAGGGGGCAGGACUGGAGGGAGGAGGGGGACAGGGGGCAGGACUGGAGGAGGAGGGGGACAGGGGGCAGGACUGGAGGGAGGAGGGGGACAGAGGGCAGGACUGGAGGGAGGAGGGGGACAGGGGGCAGGACUGGAGGGAGGAGGGGGACAGGGGGCAGGAGGAAAUGGGUCAAGGUUAAGAGGUCGGAAAUGGGAAGAUGGUGGACCAGGGCAGGAGUUGGGAGGAUGCAUGGGCUUGGCAUUGGUAGGAAGGUAGGGUAGUGUCUUCUCUAACAGCCACUAACCUGGGCUUCCCUUUCAGCUGGAGGAGCAGGAGAUCCAGAGGCAGAGAGAGGAGGAGGAGAGGGCGAGGCGACCCUCCACACCACCUCCUACAGAAGAGGUGGCCCCGUCUGAGGCUGAAACACAUGAUGCCAGGUAAGACUGGAGGGACUCCUAGUAACCAGAGAUAUUUGAUGUGGUUUUUUUCUUCUCCAUAAUCUCCCGUUAGACGUCGUUCUCACUCUCUUUCACCCUCCUGUGUAACCCAGGACCAGCCUGGACCAGACCACACUGAACCAGUCAGUAUCAGUGAAUGGAGUCCACAGCGACCAAGACACCUCACAGGUGAGAGUGAACAUUGAGAGACAGAAUAUCCAAAUUGAAUCAUAUCUAGUCAAAGAUUCUUACCUCCUGUUUAAUAUACUCAAAUUAAACUAUUAAAAGCCCCCCCAUUAAACUCCAGAUUUAAAUAUUCCACAUUUUCACCACAGUAUAAGUCCAUAAAGUGUUGUUUCAUGUUUUAUGUCUUGUUCCUCUUCAUGUUGUCUUGUCAAUGUAUGUUUUGAGGAGAUCUGAAUGAAAGAUUUUAAAUGUUCUAUGUGUGAGAGAAUCUAUUUAGUAUAACUCAUGUGGAUAACUGGAUCCAAACCUGUAAGUAUACGUUAGACGUGAGUCACUGUUUGUCCGUUUAUGAUAUAAGUGUGCGUCACAUUGUAAUAUCUAUGUGUGUGUGGUGUGUGUGUGUGUGUGUGUGUGUCAGGGUCUCUUUCAAACACGUUAGCAUAGUGUAGCAUGCUAUUUUCAAGCACAAGGACUUCUUAACUAUGUCUUGUUGCAUCUUUACCUGCAGUCGUUGUCAGUAUCGUCAGUGUCAGUGGAAAAGAAAGAGAAAUGUGAACCUGUCUCUAAACCUGUGUCUAAGCAAAAGCAUCCGCCGCGUGUGAGUACCUAUCCUAGCCCUAGCCUAGCUUCCUCAUCCCCCCCCCCCCCCAUCACUGCCUGCACUCAGCUCCUGGUCUACUGCAGUACCUCAGCAUGGCCUACUAGAGGGCGUCAUCGUCCUCUGUCACUGCUGUACCAUUUGCUUUAUUUGAUUGUGAACAAGCACACUGUCCCAUUGAUGUUCUGGCCCCAUGCCUUACACAGAUCACAUUAAUGAUGCCAUUAUGUCUCAAUUGAGGAAACUUAGGCUCUCAAGCCUUUCUGGGUGCUGUUUCGUUUGUGCCCAUCUUCAAAAGGACCAGGACAUGAGUGUUUGUAAGAGCAGUUAGUUGCUGUGGUAGUUUCAGCACCAAACUAUUGUGAUGAGUGUUGUCCUAAGCUGGAAGCUAUAGCUGUUUCCUACAUAGCAGGUCCCUGGGUGGGGUGUGCCUAGCUUGGUUGGGUGGUUUUGAAUGCAGUGUUAGUAUGAAAAGAUUUUUUGACAAGAGGAAAUGUUGAUUUCCUUUAAAAUUGAAUUUGAUGUUGUGUGCCAGGAAACAAAGAAAACAAUGCCACACCCCCUUUAAACAUUUGAGCAACAAGCAAGCUUGUAUCAUAGCAACACUAUGAGAAUGCGUUCUGCUGCAUUUGUCAUGUUCCAAGUAUGGAUUGUAAAAGUUAAAACACAUUUCUACAUUUUUCUAAGUUGCCCUGUAAGGCAGGAAGUGACGUCCAGAUGAAGGUUGACCCUCCAUCUGUGGGGUUGGAGCUGUUCUGUUCUCCAUGUGUCUGUUGCUGUUGCUGUGUUUCUGUGUCAGUCUCUCUGUGUAGUCCUAUAUGUGUUUUCUACAUCCUGUUCAAAGCUACCAUAAUGCAUUUGAAUAUGGCCAUUUUGCUGUUGUCUCUAAAGCGUUGAUCAUUUUGUCAACUUCAGACCGACAGUCAAUGACUGGUAUUACAGGCUUAUAGUUUGGAAUGGUUUUGUUCAUGUGUCAUGACUGCCGCGUGUCUUCCAUGUUGGACGACAGGGUUCUGAUUCUGACUCUGUGAAUGGUCCGGGGAGAGACAGCGGGCUGGCGUCUUCACGCCUGGACCCAUCUGCCACGCUACCCAGCAAGAGAGUUGACCCUGGCACAGACGCCAUGGAGGGCAUGCUCUACCGCAAGCAGGAGAUGGAGUCCCACGCCAAGAAGGCAGCUAGCAGGUGAGACAUUGGGAGGGGAAUGGGAAUGGGGCAGGGGGCAUGGAGGGGCGUCUUGGAGGGAGAGUGGGAGUGUACUCAAAUGUAAAUGGAGAGCCCUAGUUCAUAUAGACUCAUCUGUUGAAGGAUGGGAUUAAUAUAAGCAAAUGCAAUAUCAAUUUAUGAAAUGUACAUGCUUUUUUAAAAGAAAAUUGCAUUUUGUGUGUGGUAUGUCGCCAUGAACUCUUUGGUGAUGUUCCUAACCUUUUCAGGCGCAUGCCUGCAUGCCUUCCGCCAACAGCUUCACUCUCUCUUCCCAUAGGUCCUGGCAGAAUGUGUACUGUGUUCUGCGUAAGGGCAGCCUUGGCUUCUACAAGGACCAGAAGAGCGCCUCCAAUGGGAUCCCCUACCACGGAGAGGUCCCCAUCAGCCUGGGAGAGGCUGUGUGUGAGGUCGCACACGACUACAAGAAGAGGAAACAUGUCUUCAAGCUACGGUGAAAGGAGAGGGAGGGGAAACUGGACAGUUUGAAUAGAGAAUAGUCUUGUAAACUAAACUAAAUAGCAAGGGAUUGUGAUGUGCAUCUAUACUGACCCAAGUUUUCUGUUCUACAUUGUGUGUCUGCAGGCUAGGGGACGGUAAGGAGUUCCUGUUCCAAGCUAAAGAUGAGGUGAGUGUCACAUUUCAAACCAAACAAGAUUCUGACGCUCCUCUGGUGUAUGUGCCCUACUGAGGACUAACCCUGUGUUGUCUGUCCCAGACGGAGAUGGCCUCGUGGAUCCACUCCAUUCAUAGCUCCAUCCCAGCAGGGGGGUCAGGAGACCGCUCCCCCGGAGGUCCCAGGGCCCUGAGCCGAGCUAUGACCAUGCCCCCCAUCUCCCCCAGCUCAGCGGACGCUGCCGGAGUCACAAUGCGCAACAAGGAGGGCAAGGAGAAGGACCGUGAGAAGAGGUUCAGCUUCUUUAGCAAGAAGAAAUAAAACAUUUGGAAAACAACAUCAAGGAAAAUGAUAUUCCUCAAAAUUCCAACAAACUGAAACAGGCAGAAAGGAAAGCACUCUUGUCGCAUAAACGCAUCGCUGUCGGCCCUGGUCCUAUGGGGUUUGUCUAGUUUGUGGUUCACACAGAGCUUGCUCUUUCUCGCGCUCUCCUCUCUUUUUUCAUUUGUCAUCUCUUUCCAUUUCAUAUCGCUCUUGCCUUCUCCAUCUCUCACAUUGGCUUCAUCCUACCAAUGUAAGCCCUUGUCCAUAGCUUUAGUGGCAUUUUCAGCCGAUAAGCAGGGUUUGUUGAUCAGAGUCACUAAUAAGAGCUCUCUUUGACCUCAUCAUCGGGGGAAACCAAGGGGUUUGUUGGGAGAGAAGAGGGCAGGGGGGGUUAGCAUUAGCAGAGCCAAGAGGCUAUAAGGACCCUUAGAGUCAUUUCUCUUUCAUUCAACCACACUGGAUAAUGUUUUGGUUUAUAUUAGUCCUGGCUCAACCAAUCUUUAGACAAGCAAAGUACUUUAAUGCUGUUUUACCAAUAACAGAGAAACUGUGGUAGAGGGUGUCCCCAGGUCCCCUCUUCCAGUCUCUCUCCUUUUCUCUCUGGCGCUCCUUGGGUAGGACCACAUCAUUUUGUUUUUGUUUUUGGUAUUGGUGUUAUUAUAAUUUUAAUGUAUCUUUUUGCAGGUUUGAGGGGGGGGGGGGGGGGAUAAACUAUUUAAAGAGUAUGUCAGUAGAUAUCUUGAGUCAUGUUGCAGAGCAAAACAAGAGUUUGAUCUACGGGACCAUGUUAGUCUUGUUUCUUUUUUCUAGGAAGGACCGUUAUUGAGGUGUUUAAAAAAGAAAGCUCAGUAAAUUUUAGCAGUGUGCAGUAAGUGAUUUUCACCAGUGGGAAAUUAUAUAUAUUUAAAGUGGUUUAAUUUUUUAUUUUAACUUGGAUCUUGCCUGUAUUCGAUUUUGUUAUUCUGAGGGAUUAUUUUUGAUUUGAUUUAGAAUUUCAUUUUCUAGUCAGGGAGAGAGUAUGAGUUGUGGUGAUGUGGGUUUUGCACGUUUUUUUAUUUAUUUUUUCUAAAUCAGAAGCGUCCAGUUGGAUGCUGCUUUUCUGACUUAACAUACACACACACACACUCACCAUACACACACACACUCACCAUACACACACACACGCUCAAAUAAGUUGUUGGAAUGGCUUUCUAUAAGGAUUCAUGUUUUGUUUUUGUUUUGUUUUUGGGGGGGGGGGGGGGGUUGAAUAUGUAGAUGACAAUGCGAAUUAAUUAAUUAAACCUUCCUCCUAGAUGAUUUUCAGACUUCAGUUUUACUCUUCACACACUUCCUCCUGGUCCUUCUGUUGUUUUGUAAUGGGAGGGCUGGGGCAGGUUAACACUGUUGGUUAACACUGCCAGUGUCCAACACUAGUGAGGAUUGUAAGCAGAAGCACAUCCAUGUGGCAUGGGGUCGGGGAGGUGGGCUAGUAGGAAGAGGGGGGCAGAGGUUUCAUUACAGGUGGGGUCGGGGCGCUGAGGAGUGGGGUGGAAUUAGAGGAUGUGAUGUGCUGGAUGAGGGAGAAGAAGACCUUACUGCAGCCCACUGACUUUUUAACCCUUUAUCAGCCCAGUCAUUCCUUCUAUUUGAAUAGCGCUUAAUCACAAAGGAAGCUUAAUCGCUCUCAAAACAAAUCUCAGAAGAAUGUUUAAUAUGUGCCCCUUGGCAUUGACUAUAUGUAUAUGGAUUCUGUACCCAGGUUCCAUUGAGCACAUACAGACAGGCCCACCUGCAGCAGCGGUUGAAGGAAGUGAAAUGCAGGCAUAGCUGUGUUGGAUUGGAAGAGGCGUGA
This is a messenger RNA of Coregonus sp. 'balchen', 14584 nucleotides long. The record is from the annotation of a GenBank genome assembly. Lineage: Eukaryota; Metazoa; Chordata; Actinopteri; Salmoniformes; Salmonidae.